Clonostachys rhizophaga is the source of this 3576-nucleotide messenger RNA. The record is from the annotation of a GenBank genome assembly. NCBI's taxonomy places the organism in Eukaryota, Fungi, Ascomycota, Sordariomycetes, Hypocreales, Bionectriaceae.
AUGGAACCAACACGUCCCAAAAACCGCCUCGGCUUUGAGAUUGCCAUUCUUUGCGCCCUCACAAUUGAAGCAGAUGCUGUCGAAGCUCUGUUCGAUCAGUACUGGGACGAUGAUGGUCCGGACUACGAGAAAGCGCCGGGCGAUCCGAAUGCAUACUCAACAGGGUCUAUCGGUAAACAUAAUGUUGUCCUCGCUCGAAUGCCCAAUAUGGGGAAGGUCAGCUCCGCAACGGUGGCUGUACAUUGCCGUGUCAGUUUCCCUAACAUCAGGCUCGCUCUUGUCGUCGGUAUAUGUGGUGCGGUACCCUUUAUCCCUAAGAGCAAUACUAGCAUCUACCUUGGAGACGUGAUUUUGAGCCGAGGAAUUGUUCAAUAUGACCUUGGCCAACAGCUUCCGGAACAGUUCGUUCGCAAAGAUAAAAUCUCGGAAGAUCUCGGUAGACCUGGCGGAGAAAUUCGCUCCUUUCUAGCGAAACUCGAAAGCAUCCGUGGUCGAAAGAGAUUAAGAACUAAGACUAUAAGCUAUCUAAAUAGUCUUCAGAGCGAACCCGAGUUGUAUGCGGGAUACCCCGGAGUUCAAUAUGAUAAGUUAUUCAAGGCUAUGUACCGUCAUGUCAGCGAUGGUCACAAGUGUGACGAAUGCGGAUGUAGUGGAGAGCUGGUUGUUCGUGCUCGUCAUUCCCAAGAUAUACCACAGCCCGCAAUACAUUUCGGCUUGAUUGCGUCCGGUGAUGCUGUGAUGAAGUGUGGUGUGGAGCGCGACGAUAUAUCUACACAAGAGGGUGUUAUUGGGUUUGAGAUGGAAGGCGCCGGAGUUUGGGACACGUUCCCUUCCAUUGUAAUCAAGGGUGCCUGUGACUAUGCUGAUAGUCAUAAGACGGAUGUCUGGCAAAGAUAUGCCGCUGCAACAGCAGCAGCGUGCACCAAGGGUUUACUAGAAAUCUGGUCACCCUCCAACUUUGCCCCACUUGAAGAAAGCAUUUCUCAAGCAAGCCUGACUACAAUAUGUACCAUACCAUACACAAAGAAUCCAGAUUUCGUGGGGCGUUCUGAAAUCUUGGACUGGUUGGCAGGCCAGCUAAGGUUCCCACGAGAAGCACCUAACUCUACACAAACAAGAGCAGCACUCUAUGGAUUAGGAGGCACUGGGAAAACGCAGAUUGCGUUAGAAUUUGUCCUUAGACUGCAACAGAUACACCCAAAUGUCUCCAUUUUCUGGGUUCAUGCCAGUAGCACCCAACGCUUUCGACAAGCCUUUGCAUCUAUCGCACAGGCAUUAGAGAUUCCAGGCUUUGACAAUCCUAAGCAUGAUUCGUUGCUCCUGGUCAGAAAUUGGCUCAUGGAGAAGACUCAUGGAGAGUGGAUCAUGAUCAUUGAUAAUGCCGAUGAUGUAGAGCUAUUCUUUGGCCAACCGCCUGAAACCGUAUCAGAUAUAACCGAGCCAGAGAAUCUUGCACAAUAUCUACCAGAAUGUCCUCAUGGUUCUUUGCUCAUCACGACAAGAAAUAAGCAAGCAGCUGUUAGGUUAACGAAAGGGCGGGGUUUAAUUGAGGUGCCUAGUAUGAAUGAUAUUGAGGCAGUGAAGCUGCUUCGUUCAAGCCUCGACGAUAUAGAGACAACCACUGCUGACCUAUCAGCACUAUCCGCAUAUCUCGAAUACCUCCCACUGGCAUUAGCCCAAGCAGCAGCAUAUAUCAAGGAAACUACGAUCACGGUUGAGAAAUACCUCAACCUACUAGGUGAUGACAGUGAAAAGAAGAUGACACACCUCCUCAACAAAGAAUUCGAGACAGUCGGGCGAGACUUCCAGACACCGAAGGCAGUAAUACGGACAUGGAUGCUUUCAUUCCAACAGAUUGAGAGACAGAGCCGACUAGCUAGUGAACUUCUCUCUUUCAUGAGUCUUCUAGACCGGCAAGAUAUCCCAGAAGAGUUCAUCUCAUAUUAUAAUGAGAAUGAGAGUGAAGUUGGCAAAGCGAAUGAGAUGGAACUUCUAGACGCGAUAGGCUUGCUCAAAGCCUUCUCUUUUGUGACAGAGAAGACUGAAGGAGGCUUCAAUAUGCACCGUCUCAUACAAAUAGCGACCCGCAAAUGGCUUGUCAGUAGGGAUAUAAUCAACCGAUUCAGAAGCAAGGCGCUCAGAACGGUGGCGAAGAUAUACCCAUCUGGAGAUUUUGAGAAAACUCGAAAUAUAUGCAUCAGGUAUCUUUCACAUGCGAACAUGGUAUUGGAGGGGAGCCAGCCAAUGUUGUAUGAUGAGGUUGAAAGAAGGAUGCAGAUACUCAAUUCCAUUAUAGGAUUCUACGGAUUUGAGCGUUUGUGGGAUGACGCAGAGAAAGCUUCUACAUGUGCGGUAAAUCUAUCCCAGGAGAUACAUGGAGCUGAUCAUCCAACAACACUUAAGAGCAUGUCAAUCCUGGUGGAAAUAUAUAAUGGGCAAGAGCGGUGGCAAGAAGCAGAGAGCCUUGGAAUACAGGUAGCAGAGGGCCAAAAAAAGAAAUUAGGAGUCGACCAUCUGGAAACGCUGAGCAGUAUAAGAAAUCUUGCAGAAGCAAUAUCAUCUAAUGGUCGACCGGAUGAGGCAGAAAAACUCAUGGCACAAGUGAUAGACGCUCAGAAGGUAAAACUGGGGCCAGAUCACCCAGACACACUAAAUAGCAUGGCGGUUCUUGGGGGAUUGUAUGCUGAACACAAGCGGUGGGAGGAGGCAGAGAAGAUAUUAACGCAGAUAUUAACGAGCCGAAAUUCCCGAGUCGGGGUUGACCAUGUUGAGACAUUGGAAACCAUGGGUAUUCUUGCAGCAAUUCUUGGAGCAACUGGACGGAACGAGGAAGCUGACCGCUUGAUGAAACAAGCAAUUGGAGCUUAUAGGACAAAAAUGGGAGCCGACCAUCUAGGUCUACUCGAAAUGAUGAGCAGUUUUGCAAUAAUAUGUUCCAAAAUGGGUCGGAUGGAGGAGGCAGAAAGGCUCCUGGGUCAGGUGAUAGAGGGCAAAAAGAAGAAAUUAGGAUCGUGUCACACUGAUACCCUACAAAGUAUGGACAUACUAGCAUCCCUCUUUGUUGGCCGUGGGGAAUGGGAUAAGGCAUAUGCAGUCCUUCUUGAAGUAGUAGAGGCUCGAGAGAUAGGACUGGGAACUGAUCAUCCAGAUACCCUUGACUUUAAAGCAAAUCUUGCUUUCAAGCUUUUAGAGGAUGGGCGCUUAGACUUGGCAGAGAAGUUGGAGCACCAGGUAAUGGAAGCACGAACAAGACUACUUGGGGAUGAUCAUUUAGAUACACUAACUUGCAAGUGUAAUCUUGCAUCAAUAUAUGGGGGGCAGGGACGAUGGCAAGAGGCAGAGAAGCUGGAUGAGCAAGUAUUAGCGAUCCGAAAGAUCAAAUUGGGACCUGACCACCCAGACACUCUUGUGAGUAUGGCCAACUUGGCUUACGACUGGAAAGGGCAAGGACGAUACCAGGAGGCUUUGGAAUUGAUGGUAGAGUACGCUGAAGCGCAACAUCAGACUGUGGGGCCUACGCAUCCCGAUACUGUCGCGGCUAGGACUGUUGUAGAUACGUGGAAGGCUGAGAAAUAG